This is a messenger RNA of Purpureocillium takamizusanense, 2103 nucleotides long. RefSeq lists its product as uncharacterized. The coding region runs from base 231 to 1400 and encodes 389 amino acids. The transcript has a single exon. NCBI's taxonomy places the organism in Eukaryota, Fungi, Ascomycota, Sordariomycetes, Hypocreales, Ophiocordycipitaceae. The record is from RefSeq and is a predicted model, not a curated record.
GUCUCGCUGUCCCCGUCUGUCCCGUCCAUCUCGCCAUUUUGCACGAUACACACUCUCUAACGCCGUCAAUCCCGCCGUCCGCCUCGCCAGCAACCGCCAACAUGACUCCCAUCACCAGUUCUAAGCAGUAGAUAUGCUCUCGUGUGUUUCGCACACCAAGCGUUGAACCGCAAGAUUGACGGGCGCGUGCCCUGCAACUGCGGCUGGACGCCUGCCUCGACUCUCGCAACAUGGACGACAUGGACUGGGCCUGGCCCUUCUGGAAGUUUGGCAUGAAGAAGGACGACCUCUACACGACACUCCACGACCGCUACAACACUUUUACCUCCACCAUCCAAGACCCCGAAGCCUUUCACCACGACGUUUUCGAAAUCUCCCACGAUGCCGACACUGCUGAGCAGUUCCACGGCCUCUUAGCGGCCCGACGGCAGCAGCGUCUCCGUGAGCUCAAUGAGUCUCUGGAGGCGCUCGCCGUCGAGAUCAUCGCCAACCCGAAGCUGAUCGGCACUGAGCAGUGGCAGCACGCCCUGCAGCUCUUCCGCACCCGCUCCUACGACUCCAUCGUCAGGUACUUUGCUAGCUACCUGCCUGAAGACCACCUCGAUCAUCUGUCGACGUCGUCCUACUCCUCCUUCUCCGAAGCCGACAGCGUGCGAACUGUCAGCACCAAAGCAAGCAGCACCGAGGAUGCUCCUUGUUCUCCUUUUGCCCACGACGAGUUCUUCCCCGACGGUCCCAUCAUGACUGUCGAGCCGUGUACCAUCGAUCACGAGUCCUGUCCUGCGGGUCCGCUCUCGCCUCCGGAGUCGGAGGCGAUGCACUCGGACGCGGCCUCGUCGCCUUCUGAUUCCAUCACCUACUCCACGAACCCGCCAUCCCGCUCCAUGUCGUUUUCAGGCUCGGAGUCGGGGCUCUGCCCUGAACUCCUUCGACGCCGAUUCGAGCAUCGCGGCGAUGAUGAAACGUCCCAAUCCGAUAGCUGCGACACGACUGUCACGUCGGUCUGCGACUCCGCGGAGACCAGAUCUUCGUGCGACUGCGCCGAUGACGUCUGCGAGGACGAGGACGAGUUCCCCACUGCCCAGUUUCCCGACGACCACUUUGACUGCCUCGACACUCCAACCCUGAACGCCGUCAAUGAUACCCUAGAAUCCGAUACCCCGACGCCAAGGCAGGAAUGUGUUGCAUCCUCGUACUUGGAGUUCAAGUCUGUGGCCGCCAGAAGGUUACCCUCACCACAUCGACGCUCGCCCUCACCGAAAUCGCACGUGACACACCGAGAAGCCGGGAAACUGGCGCGGGAGGUACGGCGCAGUCCGGAGGAGGCGUCGAGCAAGAUACAGAAGCCUUUGCACGAGGCACUGCGGAAGAGACCCAAGGGCAGAAGACGGGUUGACUAGCACCGAGGCAGGCGGCUGUAUAUAUGUGAACCUAACUGUACAUAUCUGUAUCUUAUGACACUAACGACCAGAAUAUCUUCUAUCGCUGUCUGAUGUCAUGGUGAAGCGACCGUAGCGUUUCUUUGACCAUUCGUCGGUGACCGGCUGACGGCCAGUUACGACGUCGCCGGGCCUGUUUUUCUGGGUCCGGGAGGUGAGUCCGGUUUCUAUUCUUCCCCCGUCGCGAAGGCGUGACUGUCCAUCACGAAGGCAAACCCGGUCAGCCGACCAGUCGGCUUGACCCGAGCUCGGAUCCGCCCCCAGCGGUCACGGGCCACGGACGCGCACCACGCAAGUCAUUUUUAGAUGCUCUUGCCUCGUGGCAUUUGUUUGUUCCUUCUUCGUCGCUGCAUGCUCGGAAACGGAUGAGUCGCAUAUGGCGUCGUCAUUGUAACGCUGGUGGUUGCGGUCGGCACUGCGCGCCUUUUGCGAUGACGUCGAUGAGCAUGGCUGUAUACUGUAGUAUGCUGCAGCUGGGUGUUGAUGUGAAGCCUGUCCUUGUUUAUGCCUGCGAUGGUCCGGAGGCAAGGUAGGUAGGUGAGGUCUGUAUAACGAAUCAUGGUGGGUUGCUUUUGUUUUGCCCGGCGCUGGGAGGGGCUGGUAAUGCCUUGAAGAAGGUUUCAUAGACGUACACUACAAUUGUAAGGGUAUUCCUUUCCGCCUG